AUGCAGCUCAUGCGCCCGGCAGAGAUCUCUAUGGUUAUCCAUUACAUGACGAAGGCGCGGUAUGAAGAUAGGGAUUUUUGGCGAGACCUCCGUCGGGAACUGUGUUGUAAUAGCGUCACUGCCAGCUUCCGUGUCCGUGACCUGAGUAUGGUCGUCGGUAGUCUCAAUUCAGUGGAGCUCCUGGAUGCCCAGACGCUCGCAUGCUUGACGGCGAGCACUCGACAAGCGGCUUGCACGUUGAAUAUGGACUCGCUCAUGCCUCUUAUUAGGACCUAUAUUAAACUCACAUCCCCUGAGGGUGUUUUGAAGGCCCUGGGGGCGACCGACUUCUACCCGAUCACUUCGAUGUGUGCUGACUACCUCCUCAACCGUCCCGCUGUUGUUACUUCGUCCAACGUGGUGGAGAUAUUCUCAGGGUUGGCUACAUUGAAGUAUGAUGGGAAACACUGUUAUGAAGCUUUAUUACGCAAGUGUCGCUUUUGGAUCCUCACCAUGCCCUACGAGGCUGUAGCUAUCUUGUUGCAAUCAAUGGCUAGGGUCAAGAUGAGAGACUCCGAGCUUGAGGGUAAGAUUGCUCUGAGGCUUGCAAACGAUAUCGAGAAGGCUACAACUAGCGAGGAGAUCGCCAGCAUCGCUGUGUGGAUGGGCUCACUGACUCAUCACUUCUCGAAGCUCCAUGGAGAGUCCCACCCUACUCUACAGAAGACUAUCAUCAAUCACUUACCCUCGGUCGUCCACACUAUGUCUGCCGAAUGUCUGAUGCUCACAGUUCCGCCACUGCCGUUAUUGCUCACGGGCACUCCACCAAGAAACUUCAGGGAUGCGAUAUUCUCGGAGAAGUGUCGUCAAGAACUCCCUUCCUUCAUCAAAGAGGGCCUCUGUGCGAUUAUGUCAGCAGCAUAUCGUCUCGGGUAUACCUACGAUACGAGCUGGUGGGAAGAGGCUUCUGAGUUGACGGUGAAGCCGGUGAUGAGCCAUGCAUGGAGUGCUGUGAGUGUGGCGACAGUAGCUUAUCAGCUCACUCAUUUGGGAGAAGCUGAGCAUAACAUUCAUGCGACUUUGGACCAGUUAAAGGCGUUCCGCGAAACACGGAGUGAAUGGUUCACUCGAGCUGGAGACUCCCUGGCGGUCCAGAUUGGGCGAUGGCCGCCCCGACCAGUUUCAACCCUUUUAGCAUGUUUUAUUAGAAUGAAUGAGUGCCCUCAUCAGACGACGCUCGAACGGGCAUUGGACCGCGUUGAAGUCGACAUAGAUCGCUAUGAUGGUCUUUCUCUUACUCAAGUUAUCACCGCUAUGGCAAAGUUUAAUCUCAUCAACAUAGCAGUACUAGAGGACAUCGAACGAAACUUCAAGUCGGGGCGAGUGAAGUUCUCGCGCUCACAACUACGAGCGGUCAAGAGAGCGUACGACGAUAUCGGACGUGAUAAAGCAUGCAUGAUGAUUUCCUAG
Perkinsus marinus ATCC 50983 is the source of this 1449-nucleotide messenger RNA. RefSeq lists its product as hypothetical. The record is from RefSeq and is a predicted model, not a curated record. The coding region runs from base 1 to 1449 and encodes 482 amino acids. The transcript has 9 exons. Lineage: Eukaryota; Perkinsozoa; Perkinsida; Perkinsidae.